ACUUAACCUUAUAUUCACUUAAAGACGUAUGUCUCCUACUGAAGACUGCUAUACUUACAUGAGAUAUAUAUGUAAAUUGUAUAAAUAAAUUGUAUAAAUAAUUAUACAAUAUAUUCUGUAUGUACUUAUAAAUAUAAUCUACGAGAAACAACAUAAUAUUUCUAUUUCAGAUAAAGCAAAAUGAAACUAACACAAGCAUUAAGGAAAUAUCAUUUGGGUAGAUUAAUUAGAAAAGUGUGGUUUGACCAGCGUGACAGAAAAAUUGUGGAGAAUAAUCUAGAAAGUAAAUUAUCAACACUGAACAUAAAAAUCAUAGAUCCCAUUGAUUUAAUUCAACCAAAGAAAGAGUUUGUAAAGAUAGAACCAGAAUAUAUUUAUAAACAAUUAAAGUUUGACAACACCCAUCCUGAUUGGAAAGAUAGAGCUUGUUUAAGCUAUAAGGAUCACAAUGUCUUACAACAAGGCGUAUCUCAAGCACAACUAUUAUUAAAAACCAUUCAUAUAAAAAAUGAACUUCCACAGCAAAUUAAAGAAAAAGAGAUGGAUCUUUCAGAUGAUAUACAUCGUUUAGUUGAAAGAACAAUUUAUACGUCCGUUAUAUUUGAUGCACAUCAAGAGCUAUUACCAAAAAAAAAAGAUCCAAACAGACCAGCAUGGAAUUUUCCUAGAGAUUAUGGUGUGACAGAUAUUAGAAAAACGCACAAUUUAUUCAAGAAACUACUUCAAAUUUGUGAAUGUGUAUGUGGUCCAGAGAUUGUACGAACUCGUUCUAUUUUUCAUAACGGAAUUAUAAAUAUUUCAAUAGAAAAAGAAUUAAAUCUAUUGCAAUUUGCAUUGACAUUUGAUUUAACAAUUGUAUCAACAAAGUCUUUAACAAAGAUAGAAGAUCAAAAUGCUCAUACAGAAUUAGAUUUUCCAAGUAUAUAUCCAUUUUAUCCUACAGUUAGCUUGGAAAAAAUAAAUAUUUAUAGAAACGAAGAUCUAUAUCCUAUUGAGACAACAUCACCCUGGCCGAAUAUUCAUACCAUAUUUAUAAGCCAUAAUCCAGAAGAAGUAAAAAAUCUUUCUGAGCUACCAGUAAUUGAAGAUCAAAUACAUGCACGUUCUUUGAUAAAAUCAUUUACUGCAGCAGCAGCUAAUGCACGUCAAAAAUAUGGACCCGAUGUUAAACAUUUACCAGAACCAAUAAUUGUGCAAUGUAUUCAAUCAAACGGAAAAAAUUUUCAUUUUUCAGUAUUUCAACUUAAUACACUAGAUAUAAAUAAAAUAGAAGGUAUUAGAAAUUUCUGGUGGUCUAGUCCAACAUUACAGCUAUAUGAAAAGGCGUGUUAUGAGGUGGGUAAACCAAUUCUUACAGGUUAUAAUCCUGAAGUUGUGAAAAAACUAUUUGCAUUUUAUAAAAAUAUAUAAUUUAAUAAAUAAAUUAUUUUUAUUAAAGUAG
Messenger RNA from Vespa mandarinia (Asian giant hornet), 1441 nucleotides. It is a transcript of the gene mRpL37, whose product is annotated as mitochondrial ribosomal protein L37. The record is from RefSeq and is a predicted model, not a curated record. Lineage: Eukaryota; Metazoa; Arthropoda; Insecta; Hymenoptera; Vespidae. Gene Ontology annotation, biological process: translation. Gene Ontology annotation, cellular component: mitochondrion; ribosome. Gene Ontology annotation, molecular function: structural constituent of ribosome.